AUGAAAGUUUUUCAAUAUUUAACAACAUUAGAUGCAAGAGAUUUAGAGGAUUUAUAUAAAGAUUCAUGGACAUGUCAAGCCAUCGUUAGAUCAUUACCUCCAAGAGCGAAACAAUAUAUAUUCAAAAUGUUAAUGGUAGAUACAUAUCCAUUGACAAUUGCCAAAGAUUGGUCACAGCAUUCAUCAAACCAUCAACAUAAAGAGGCAUUAAAAAAGCUAUUUGAUUUAAAAAUUAUAUUAUUAAACAGAGGUAAACAACAGUCAGAGCAAUCUAUUCAAUUAAAUCCAUUGUUUCAAGAAAAUAUAAAAAGUGCAUUAGUAGAAUUUGAUAAAGUUAUAUUUUCAAAUAGUAGUAAUAUUAAAGAUACUAAUAAAAUACCAAAUAUAAAUGAUUUAGAUAACUAUUCAAAGAAGCAGUGGGAACAAGUUUUAUAUUUUCUAUCGGAUGAUGCAGCUCAACCAUCAAAAUUCAUUUCAGAUUUACUAUUAUCGAGUAAUUUAACUAGAAGAGAUCAAGAUGGGUCAUUAUCGAUCACAAGUGAUGGUUUCAAGUUUUUAUUAAAAGAUGUAUAUACACAAAUUUGGACAUUGUUGAUUGUGUAUCUCAACGAUUUGGAAAAGAAAAGACGAGAGGGUUUAACACAGGGCUCAAGAAACGAUUUGUUGGGUUUUCUUUUUAGACUUUCUUUUUUACAAUUGGGCAAAGGUUAUUUGGUUGGCGAGCUUACAGAACUACAAAAAGAAUAUUUAAUAUGUCUCAAGCAAUUUGGUUUGAUAUAUAUGAAGUCUGAUGCAAGUUUAUUUUUUUAUCCAACACGUUUAAUUAUAUCAUUGACCACCGGUAAAACACUAUCAUUGAUCCAAACAUUAGCAGUAGAUAAAAUAAAUAGCUCAUCCAACAGCGCCAAUACUGUCGCAAGCAGCACUAUCGAAAAGAAGGAAUCAGGCUAUAUAGUUUUAGAAACCAAUUACAGAUUAUAUGCAUAUACAGCAUCAUCAUUACAAAUAUCGUUAUUAUCGUUGUUUGUAAAGAUGCUUUAUAGACUACCCAAUUUAGCAGUAGGCAUUAUCACUCGUGAGAGUAUUAGAACCGCUCUAAUUCAUGGUAUUACCGCCGAUCAAAUUAUAGAUUUCAUUAGACACAAUGCCCAUCCCAAUGCAGUAAACAAUGGUCAACCCAUUCCCGAUGUGGUAGCAGAGCAAAUAUUACUAUGGGAACAAGAGCGUAAUCGUAUUACCUACACCAAAUCAGUUUUAUAUAAUUCUUUUCCAACAACCGAUUGUUAUCAUGCAACUUUGAAAUUUGCAAAAGAACAAGAUUAUUACAUUUGGUCCAAUGACCAACUAAAAACUUUGGUAGUUAAUGAAAAUGGUAAUGAUCCAAUAAGAAAUUUUAUUAAAAAGAAUUUUGCAUAA
Dictyostelium purpureum is the source of this 1416-nucleotide messenger RNA. RefSeq lists its product as uncharacterized. The record is from RefSeq and is a predicted model, not a curated record. Lineage: Eukaryota; Evosea; Eumycetozoa; Dictyosteliales; Dictyosteliaceae. The transcript has 2 exons. Gene Ontology annotation, cellular component: transcription factor TFIIH core complex; transcription factor TFIIH holo complex. Gene Ontology annotation, molecular function: ATPase activator activity; double-stranded DNA binding. The coding region runs from base 1 to 1416 and encodes 471 amino acids. Gene Ontology annotation, biological process: nucleotide-excision repair.